Messenger RNA from Rubroshorea leprosula, 5196 nucleotides. Lineage: Eukaryota; Viridiplantae; Streptophyta; Magnoliopsida; Malvales; Dipterocarpaceae. The record is from the annotation of a GenBank genome assembly.
AAUUAAUCUCUACGCUUCUCUCUCUGCAAUUACUCCUUGAAAGCAUCUCUCUCUAGAAUAUCGAGUAUUGCUGACUUGAGCGUUGGAGUGUUUUCUCCGAGGAAACAACCUCGGGAUUUUCAGGUGUAGAAGCAGCUGAGGAUUUCAACAGUGUUGGACUGCGAAGCUACCCAAACAUUUGGCGCCAUCUGUGGGAAACUAAACAAGAAGCUGUGUAGCUUAACUUGCUGAAAGACAAGAUGGUUCGUAUUUUUACAGGAGGUUGCCCUCCAAGAAAUGAAAUGGACGAACAGGAGGACGUUCAACUAUCUGAGCUCGGCUUGAAUGACUUUAGGCCAAUGCCAAGAAACCUUUUCGUCGGAGGAGCAGAACAGGAUCACCUAAGUGAAACGGACGACGAUGAAAGAACACCAACUGGGUACGCAACUCAGCCUAAACCGUUCCAAGGUCCAACAGGAACGAGACAGAGACAUUCUAGACCAUACAAUUCACAGCAUGAACGACCUGAAAGGUCAACAGAACCUGCUCGGACAACCGAGCUUAAAGAGAGAACCAGAGUUCUCAAAAUGGCAAUGGGGAUGCACAAGGUUGUUGCCACUCGAAACUCCUCCGCUCUGAGCAAUGUAGUAGUGCCGACCAAACCAAGGGGAAGCGGAAGGUUGAACAACGAGCCUAGCUCAUCAAAACACAGCGAAGAACUGAUAAGAAAGAAUGUAGACCUUGAAAGGCAGCUACGGGACGUACAGAAAUCCAUCGACGAGCUGAAAAGCCCCAGGUCGCAUCAACAAACCCUUGAUUUAGAUAGUGCCCCGCUGAACCUAUCCAUCACAGCGGAACCGUAUCAAGAGGGGUUCAAAAUCCCCCAUUUAGAGACAUAUGAUGGCUCAGGUGACCCAGAUGAACACCUGCACACCUAUCAGGCCAUCAUGAGAAUCCAAAAUGCCAACGAUGCCAUGAUGUGCAAAUUCCUAGAUGACCUGUCGGAAAAUCCACCAAAGACGUGGAACGAAGUCAAUGACAGGUCGGCUAGCUUCAUACUGUCAGAAGACUUCCAGUCGUCAAAGCGAGGAGCUGAUGACAAACAGAGCAAAGGCAAUGAGCAGCUACCAAGGAGGGAGGAAAAGAAAAAGCAGAAACUCAAUGAACCAUGGGGGAAACCAGCUGAAUUCCCGAAAUAUGCUAACUACAUCCCUCUGACCUUGCCGAGGUCUCAAAUCCUGGCACAAAUACAGCACUGGAUUAGAAGACCCCCGCCCCCAUUGCACGAUUCUCCGAGAGUAGAUAAAAGAUAUGUCCAGAAGCCUCAUACCCAACAACCACCUCAAACUCACUUCGUGCAGGGGUAUGACCGACCUCAGGGGCAGAGGUACCAGCUCGGCAAUGCUCAGGACGUUUAUUAUGAUAAUCCAUAUCCUUCUGAGCAAGGCAAAGCGAACAGGGGCCGUCAGUUCAAUAGGCGAGGCCAAGGCACAAUAAACAUGAUCUCGGGUGGUAUGCAUUCCGGAGGCCAAAGCGCUCGAGGCCGUAAGGCGUAUGCCCGGCAGGUGAUGACCGUUGACAAGAACAGACCUUUGAAGCGGCCGUUCGAGGAGGCGGAGUGGGAGAAUGCAACCAUCACAUUCAGCCCAGCAGAUUAUAAGCGAGCAGACGGAGAGCUAGACGUUAUGAUGCCUCACGUAGAUCCAUUUGUGGCGACGGCCCAUAUAGGCAAUCAUAAUGUCAACAAGGUCUUUAUUGAUACGGGUAGCUUGCCAGAUAUCCUUUAUUGGAGCUGCUUACAAAAGAUGCAGUUGAAGCCGAGCUCGCUACAAAAAUAUGAAGGACCCAUCUAUGGGUUCAAUAAUCAGCUCGUCCCGGUAGAAGGAGUUAUUACCCUUCCCAUCUAUGUGGGCUCAGAACCACGGUUCAGGAUGGCUUCCGUUACUGUCCUGGUUGUCAAGAUGGAGUCAACUUUCAAUGCUAUAUUGGGAAGAGCCACCCUUUGCGAGUUGAAGACCAUUAUUUCUCAACCCCAUCUUUGUAUGAAAUUCCCAACUCCUAAGGGGGUAGGAGUACUUAAGGGGAACCAGAAAAUGGCCAGAGCCUGUUAUCAAGAUACGUUCAAGAAGGUUGACCUCGCUGCAACACCGGCAGGUUUUGAGAAUCAAAGGCCAACUCAGCCCGGUCAGCAGACAAUGAGCAUAUCAAACAUCGAGCAUCGACCUGAGGGUGUCGAGCAGAAGGCAGAGCCGGUGGAGCCAGUAGAAACAGUCCCUCUAGACCCUGAUGUGCCAGAAAGGACGGUUAAGAUCGGCACCAAGCUCACAGAAGAAGAACGGGCAGAGCUACUGGAAUUUCUGAGGGUUAAUCAGGAUGUGUUUGCGUGGACUGCGGAUGAAAUGCCUAGCAUCCCAACAGAAUUGACAGUCCACAAGCUCAGCACAGACCCCACUAGAAAGCCGAUGGUUCAGAAGCAUCGCCUUUUUGGCCCUGAGAAGCAAGCUGCCACAGAUGAAGAAAUACAAAAGCUGCUACAGGCAGGCUUCAUCAUAAGAUUCGAAUACUCUGAGUGGGUGUCCAAUCCGGUGCUAGUUAAAAAAUCGAAUGGCAAGUGGAGGAUGUGUAUUGAUUUCACCAAUUUGAAUGAGGUGUGUCCAAAAGACCCUCAUCCCUUGCCAAAUGUUGAAAAGUUAGUAGAGCGGGCAGCCAGACACGAACGGAUGAGCUUUCUUGAUGCCAACUCGGGUUAUCACCAGGUCCAGCUAUUGUUAGACGACCAGGAGAAAACAGCUUUUUACGUUGGUGAUGCAAUCUAUUGCUAUGUGAUGAUGCCCUUUGACCUAAAAAAUGCUGGCGCUACAUAUCAAAAGCUGGUACAAAUCAUCUUUAAGCUCCAGAUCGGCAGAAACAUAGAAGUGUAUGUGGAUGACAUGAUAGUCACCAGCGUGCGAGCUGAGGAUCAUAUAGACGACCUAAGUGAGACCUUUCAAAAUUUGCGUCGGGCCCAAAUGAAGCUGAAUCCCCUGAAGUGCACGUUCGCUGUAGAAUCAGGAAAAUUCCUAGGGUACGUGGUAUCCAAGAAAGGAAUUGAAGUGAACCCAGAGAAGGUUCUGGUCGUUCAGCAGAUGGAGCCUCCCAAGACUGUAAAGGAUGUGCAGCGCCUGACAGGUCGUGUAACCGCGUUGCACAGAUUCAUAGCUAGGUCGGCAAAAAGGUGCCUACCGUUUUUCAAAGCCUUGCGAGAGCCCAAGCACUUUCAAUGGAUCGACGAGUGUCAACGGGCGUUCGACGAGCUCAAGCAGUAUCUGGCAUCUGCACCCCUACUGUCCAAGCUUGUGGAAGGGGAGAGUUUAUACGUAUACAUGGGGGUUACAGGAGAGGCAGUGAGCUCAGUCUUGCUCAAGGAAGAGAACAAGAAUCAGAAGCCUAUCUGCUACGUGAAUAAGGUUUUACAAGGUGUAGAGCAGAACUACCCAUUAGCAGAAAAAACUGCCUUUGCCUUGGUUUACACAGCUUCGACUAAAGAAGAAAAAGCACCCGAACACCCAGUCUGGGUUUUGCAUGUUGAUGGAGCUGCUAACGUUGAAGGAUUGGGUGCUGGGGCUAUCCCUCAUUUACGGAUUGAAGCCCUCAUUUACGGAUUGAAGCUGGCGUCCGAGCUAAAGGUGCAAAGCAUUCAGGUGCAAAGCAUUCAGGUUUUCAGCGACUCUCAGCUCGUUGUGGGCCAGGUGAAUGGCAGUUGUGAAAUCAGGGAUCCCCAGCUCGGUCGUUAUGCCUCUGUGGUCAAUAGAUUGAAGUCAAUGUUUGUCUUUUUCCAAAUUGAUAAAAUACCAAAAGCAGACAACCACCGAGUUGACGAGCUGUCAAAGUUGGCCUCCUCACAGGACCUUAACCCUCAGAGAUCGACGAUUGUCGAGGUGCUUGACGCCCCGAGCUACACCGAUCUCACAGUUAAAUGCCAGAUGCUAAGCACAGAUCCCUCCUCACCAAGCUGGACUACCUCGCUCAUUAAUUAUCUGCGAAGUGGCGAGCUACCUGAAGAUUCAUCCGCUGCAAAGUUGGUCAGACGCAGAGCGGCACAUUUCACUUUGAUAGAUAAUCAGCUUUACAAACGAGUAGCCUCAAUGCCCCUGUUACGUUGCCUUACUCCUUAUGAAGCUAAGUACGUCGUGAGGGAAGUUCAUGAAGGAGUAUGUGGUACACACAUAGGAGGCAAGACUUUAGCUCGAAAACUCCUUAGGCAGGGAUAUUACUGGCCAACUAUGGUUGAAGACGCACAGAAUUAUGUCAAGAAGUGCCCAACCUACCAGUUCAAUGCUGACGAUAUCCACAUGCCAGGUAUCCGAGCUCAUUCUACAGUUUAUUCUAACCUAGUGACUGCCUAUAAACUGAGCAUAAGUACCUUCCUCGAAACAGGGGAAAUGCUAUCAUCUCUUACGUUCGGCAUACCUAAACAGAUCAUAGCUGACAAUGGUCCGCAGUUUCGAGCCACAACACUGAGGUCAUUCUGCAAUGAUUAUGGAAUUGAGCUCGCCUUGACAUCUGUGUAUACUCCACAAUCCAAUGGGCAAGCCGAGUCCGCCAAUAAAAUCGUCUUGCGUGGCCUCAAGACACGUGUUUUGGCUGCACAUACUAAUUGGGUUGACGAGCUCAAUAAAGUGCUUUGGUUAUGUCGCACUACACCCAGCUCAGCCACAGGCGACACCUCGUUUAGCCUGGCAUAUGGAGCUGAGGCCGUCAUCCCUGUCGAGGCCGGAUUGUCAUCUGAUAGAUCAGAUCGUCAUGAUGAUCAUGAUAAUGGGCAACUCUUAAGAGAGAUCCUUGACCUAAUGGAGGAAGUCAGGGAGAUGGCUCGAAUUAGAAACAUGGCGCACCAAAGUCGUGUUGCAAAGUUUUAUAACAAAAGAGUUCGAGCUCAUCAGUUUCAGGUCGGCGAUCUAGUUCUGCGUAAAGCUGGAUUAACUAAUACUUAUUCGCACAUGGGCAAGUUCGCUCCUAAUUGGGAAGGCCCUUAUAUGGUUAUUAAUAUUAAGCGACCUGGGUGUUACUAACUAGCAGAUUUACAAGGUCGUCCGUUACCAUUUAUCUGAAACAUACACAACCUUAGAAAGUUUUACAGUUAACAUUUUGAUGUUAUUGUCUUAAUUCAAAUUAUCGUCAAUCAAAUGUAAAAAGCAUGUAUAGAACAGUACAAAGCAAUAUACACAGAAAUCUUGA